Messenger RNA from Kickxella alabastrina, 1447 nucleotides. RefSeq lists its product as uncharacterized. The transcript has 2 exons. Lineage: Eukaryota; Fungi; Kickxellomycota; Kickxellomycetes; Kickxellales; Kickxellaceae. The record is from RefSeq and is a predicted model, not a curated record. Bases 314 to 1384 code for a protein of 356 amino acids.
ACCGGCAAACUUAAUCAGCAAAAAUAGCAAAAAUGCAGCUCAAGAACGUACUCGUCCAGGCCCUGCUUGUCGGUUUUGCAGCCGCCACCUACAGCACCCAAAUUGAGUGGGACGCCAAGUGCACCCAGGACACAAUUGUGAACAAGUGGUCGGCCAUCCGCACUGCGCUGGCUAACAAGCUCCCAAUAAGUAGGGUGAGCUCGGACCGGCCAAGUUCAACAAGGUCAAGCAGCUGCUGAAUGACUUUACUCUUCCUCGCAACGCUGACCUCGAGGUUAUUUACGACCUGAUUGAUAUUACGGGAACAAGAUACAUGGAUGGCGCCAUUGGGAGCGUUCUUAAUGACUACUUGCGCGACCACCCUUGCCCCAGGGUUACCAGCGUUGUCGUGCCGGUUGUAACAUCGUCAGCCCGGGCUACCAGUACCACCAGCAGCAUCCAUCUCGGGUACAGCACUGCACCGGGUAUUCCAGCGACUACCAACGGGUAUUUUGCUUCAUCGAGCACGACGUCUACUGGCAAGUACAUUACGACCACCCCGACCACUGUGACAACCUUGCCGGUAAUCACUGCGCCAGCUUUGCCGACAAUCACUGCGCCAGCUUUGCCGACAAUAACUACUACUUCUACCAGAAAGUACAACACGUCGACAACUGACAAGUACAACACCUCGAAGUCAUCCACUGGAAAGUACAACACGUCGAAGACCAAAAAGUACAACACUAAGACGUCCACCGGAAAGUACAACACUAAGACGUCCACCGGAAAGUACAACACGUCGAAGUCGUCCACCGGAAAGUACAACACUAAGACGUCCACCGGAAAGUACAACACUAAGACGUCCACUGACAAGUAUACCACCUCGCUCACGUUGCCAACAAUUACUGCGCCGACUUACCCCACUUCCCCGACCCCCGAGGAUCUCUACUCCACCACUAAGACAUCGACCGAGGACCUGUACUCCACUGAGUCUUCGACUGCUGAUCAGUACUCCACUGAGUCGUCGACCGAGGACCUGUACUCCACCGAGUCGUCGACUGUUGAUCAGUACUCCACUGAGUCGUCGACUGUUGAUCAGUACUCCACUGAGUCGUCGACCGAGGACCUGUACUCCACCGAGUCGUCGACUGCCGAUCAGUACUCCACUGAGUCGUCGACUGCCGAUCAGUACUCCACUGAGUCGUCGACCGAGGACCUGUACUCCACCGAGUCGUCGACUGUUGAUCAGUACUCCACUGAGUCGUCGACUGCCGAUCAUACUCCACCGAGUCGUCGACCGAGGACCUGUACUCCACUAUGUCUUCCGCGCCUGUUAACAAGUGCGCCAACCCUGUCGUCAUUACCAGAACUGUGGUCCGCGUGCACUCUACUUUCUACUAAUUAACCUCAUUACUACUUUUGUUGUAAAGAUCAUAUAUAUAUUUUCAACAAAUAAUUUAAUUGAAUA